This is a messenger RNA of Monodelphis domestica (gray short-tailed opossum), 1646 nucleotides long. The record is from RefSeq and is a predicted model, not a curated record. NCBI's taxonomy places the organism in Eukaryota, Metazoa, Chordata, Mammalia, Didelphimorphia, Didelphidae.
UCCUGGGGCAAAACAGAAAGCAAACUGGUCACUCCUGACCUCUUAACAAUAAGCUACUCUAAUUGAUUUCUUAAAAGCUUUUCAUCUUAAAAUUUCAGUGAUGCCAGCUGAUAACAGAACAAACAUACAGUUGUAACAAUAAAGGGAAGAAAUAAUCCUCUUAAUGAGACAUUUGCUGAAAAUGGGUAGAGUGGCAAUGAUGAGCAUCAGGGGGUAAAAAGUUUGAAUGCAAAGUAAAAUUAAGGUGGUUCAAAUGCAACCUAAUCGCGGGGCGAUGCCUUGUCCUCGGUUAUCCCUCCUGAACUGGGCACACUCUCUUCGACUCUUGCAUCCGUGUCUCCUUGUCCAAAAUGAUAACAUAUUGCCCCAAACCUCCCAUGACCCAGUGCUUUCACUCCUAUUGGCACUUGUUACCUAACUGCACCGGGCUGUGCCAUCACAAUCACGGCAGUGAAGCAACCCUUCAUCAUUCUACUUCCCACAGGAGCUAUUUCAGAUCUUCUCUCUCCAGCCACUCGGGGAGGGAAUUGGCCUCAUACGUCCAGGACGGAAACGGAGGCAUUGGCUGGACGCUCUCUUCUGGUCUCAGACAAGGACGCCGCCCUUCUCUGUACCAUCAUCGAUGCUCGUCACCCGUUGCUGACCCAGUAAAAAUGGCGUAUUCAAAAUCAAGAGUUCAAAGAAACGCCAGCGGCCAGUCCCAGCCUGUCCCUGAGCCAGCAUCUCCUGCACAUCUUCAGCGUUUGCGCGCUAAUCCCGGCUCAGUCUCCCCCUCAUGUCCAGUCGAACGACUCCGCCGUCUGCUCUCUGGGCCCAGGAGAACAGCCGCCUCUCCCAGAACAGGCCUUGCAAGGCCUGAAGACUCGCACGUGCUUUUUCCCAGCUGCUUCAAUGCAUCUCCACAGGGAGGACAUCGGCCGUCCCGGCUCCACCAGGUUCAGUCAUUAGAUGCCUACGACGUGCCGGGCCCGGGGACAAAAAGGGAGCGAUCCUGCCUCUCGGAGGCUCUACGUUCUCCUGAGGAGCGGAGAAGUCUAGUAUGGAACGUCGUGAGGGAGGAAGUGCACAGGCCAGGGGGGAGGCCUUUGAAAUUCAGACUGGACUUUCUAUUGGAUCGGAAACAGAACAGGGAAACACGGUUUCUGGCAGCUUUGCAGAGCGUAAACUGGACACAAUUAGGAAGCCACUUGAGCCCUCCAAGCAGGUGGCCUCCCCCUUUCUGGGGUUGUGCAGGGGCAUCAUUUCCUGUCAGCCACCUGCACCCCUGGGGUGAGCUCCUGAACUUGGCCUGGCGGCAAGGACUGUGUGAAGGAAAUCACGUGAGCGGACGGGUCAUGAGGACAGAAUGGCAGCCAGAGAGGCAGGGCGCGGGUGUCCCCAAAACAAAGCUGUCCUGGGCUCCUGAGAGAAGCACGUGAGGGUUAGCAGAGGGAGAAAAAGUUUGAUCAACUCAGGCAAAAGCGGAUUUCGAUCUCUUCUCUUCUGUGUUGGUGGCUGGCCGGACUUUGCUGUGCGUGUGGCUCGGGGGCCCCACUAGCAGCCACACGGCAGCAAACUAAAUGGAGCAGCAAAGAAAGUACCCCCCCCCCCCGUUUUUCCAUCUUUUAUCUCCACUGCUUUUGACCGAAUAAAAUGAUUACUAUGUG